CGCUUUCCAUUCUCUCAUAGAUAAACAACCAACCAACGAACCCAAAUAAUUAUUCACAAACUAUAUUCUCAAAAUUUUAACUUUAUUCGACAAUGGGCUACGAAAACGAUAUGUAUCGCGAUGAAGACGGUGAGCCGUUGAUGGAUCCUGACGACGGAUUUCAAUCCGAUCAGGGCGACGAUGAUUUCAGCAAUCAAAAUCAAUAUAAUCAUCAUCUGGUUGAUGAUAAUUUGGAAGAUGAAAUUGAAGAAGAUGAUUGGAAUAAAGAGCCGCCGCCGCCACCGGUGUACAACGAAUCCGAUUCCAAAGCUCGACCUCGAAAACGGCUGAUUAAGAAGAGCACGGCUGUGGAGCCGCCAGUGCCGGAUUUUCCGGUGGAUGAUGAUGUGGCGACCUUUGUUAGAGAUGAUUCCGAUAGUGGUGGUGAAAGGAAGAAGUUUUCGAGUGGCGGCGGAAGUGCGAGUGGGAGCGGUAAGAAGAAGGAGAAGAAAUCGAGUUUUUCUAAGUCUAUGAAUAAAGCAGGAGGGAGAAUUAGUGGUGGUGAGAAGAGUGGGGGGAAGUUUAAGGGUAAUGGGAGGAAAAGGAAGUCCGGUGAUGAUGCAGAAGUUAGGGAGAUGUGGGAUACUGUUGCUGGAGGUGCCGAUUCGGAGGAUGACAAAGAGGGUCCAAGGAUGGCAGAUGAUGAUAACUUCAUUGAUGAUACCGGUGUCGAUCCAGCUGAUCGUUAUGAAAGUGACCAUGGAGGUUAUUCUCCCAGUCGUGCUCCUCAGGCUGAGGAGGGUGAAGAUGAUGAAGUCAACAAUCUUUUCAAGAUGGGUAAGAAGAAGAAGAAGACUGAGAAGAGCGGUGCAGAGAUUGCCUUACUUGUUGAAAAUGUCAUUGCUGAAUUAGAAGUUGCAGCAGAAGAAGAUGCAGAACUAAAUCAAAAUUCAAAACCUGCUAUCACUAAACUUAAAAAGCUGCCUCUUCUAAUUGAAGUACUAUCAAAGAAACAACUUCAGUUAGAGUUCCUGGAUCAUGGAGUUCUAAAUCUUUUAAAGAAGUGGCUUGAACCCCUCCCCGAUGGAAGCUUGCCUAAUAUAAACAUUCGUGCCGCAAUAUUGAAGAUCCUGACUGAGUUCCCAAUUGAUUUAGAUCAAUAUGACAGGAGAGAACAACUGAAAAAAAGUGGACUAGGAAAGGUCAUUAUGUUCUUGUCGAAGUCUGAUGAAGAGACCACAUCCAAUAGAAAGAUUGCUAAAGAAUUGGUUGACAAAUGGAGUCGACCAAUAUUUAAUAAGAGUACCAGAUUUGAGGACAUGCGAAACUAUGAGGAUGAGAGGACCCCCAUCCGUCGGCCAUCAAUGAAAAAGCCGAUGAAUAAGGCUUCAGGAAUGCAGUCUAGAGAUGAUGAUCUUGAUUUGGCUGAAUAUUCUCAGGAGCCAAAGUCUGGAAGUUCAUCUUCUAGGGUACUUACAUCAAGGCCUGAGGCAAUGUCAUUAGAUUUUGUUGUCCGCCCUCAAUCUAAAAUCGACCCAGAUGAAAUCAGAGCCCGAGCUAAACAAGUUGUGCAAGAUCAACGUCGGCUCAAGAUGAACAAGAGGUUGCAACAACUAAAAGCACCUAAGAAGAAGCAGCUUCAAGCCAGUAAGCUUAGUGUGGAAGGUCGGGGUAUGGUCAAGUACUUGUAGACCGUAAUCAACUAGGCACAAUGAUAUUGAGAUUAAUCACCCAGAUAAAUUAUGGGUCAGAACAGCAUUGUUUGUUGGAUGCAAAUUGAGCUUCUCGCGCUUGUGCCAGCGGAUGGUUUGUUGAGAGAUUGAAUGCGAACAGUGUGCAACAAGAGAACACUUCACAUCUGUACUGCUAACUUGAUUUAUACCAUCAGUUAAAGUCUUCUUUUUUAAUACGACUUAAAAAUAUCACUUUUUUCUGGUGGAAGUCAGCCGGAAUCACAUGUAUGAUAUGAUAAAAUCCUUCCUUGUGCUACAUUGUUCUUAAUUAUGUUCUAAUUAUGUUUUCAA
Messenger RNA from Erigeron canadensis, 2003 nucleotides. Its product is annotated as protein IWS1 homolog 1-like. Bases 93 to 1670 code for a protein of 525 amino acids. The record is from RefSeq and is a predicted model, not a curated record. The transcript has 11 exons. Gene Ontology annotation, biological process: brassinosteroid mediated signaling pathway; regulation of DNA-templated transcription elongation. NCBI's taxonomy places the organism in Eukaryota, Viridiplantae, Streptophyta, Magnoliopsida, Asterales, Asteraceae.